Molecule: messenger RNA, 2451 nt
Organism: Branchiostoma floridae (Florida lancelet)
Lineage: Eukaryota; Metazoa; Chordata; Leptocardii; Amphioxiformes; Branchiostomatidae
Product: gamma-aminobutyric acid receptor subunit beta-3-like
Exons: 8
Coding region: 268-1668 (466 amino acids)
Biological process (GO): nervous system process; monoatomic ion transmembrane transport; signal transduction
Cellular component (GO): neuron projection; GABA-A receptor complex; membrane
Molecular function (GO): extracellular ligand-gated monoatomic ion channel activity; GABA-A receptor activity; neurotransmitter receptor activity
Source: RefSeq, a predicted model, not a curated record
CGACAGCAGUCAGAACCAUUUGCUACGCCCCUGGACGAACCCGACCCGCCGGCGAGCGGCGCGGACGUUAGCCUUCCCCGGUUUAUGCAUAAUGUAUGGCUUCCUAUGCGGGGAGACGCCUCCCUCCCGGCUGCAGGUGAACCGUGCGCAGCGCCGGGCAGAGGGAACAACAAAGUGAAGUAACAUGAGCCAGGCGACAGACGUGUGAGCGAAGCCAGGCGGCGGACAUCCAACCUGUGGCGCGCUGGCUCAUCAGCCUACCCGGCCAUGACCGCAUCGCUGAAGCACACUGCCUGUCUGUUACGCCUCGUCGUGGUAACAGGUCUGUUGUUUGUGUGGUGGAGACCAUGCGAAGGAAACGCCCCCAACAAGACGGUCUGCGUCCUGUACGAGGCUUCGCCCAACAUCAGCUGCCUGCUGGAAGGCUACGACAGGAACUUUAGGCCCAAUUUUGGCAAGGAGGCCCUGGUGAUUAACAUGAGUAUGACGGUGGCGAGCAUCGACUCCGUAUCAGAAGUAGAUCUGGACUACACCAUCACCAUCCUCCUGCGCCAGUUCUGGAAGGACCAGCGACUCGCCUACCGUGGGAUGAACAGGAGCCUGAGUCUGGACGGCAGACUUGUCGAGGCUCUCUGGGUCCCCGACACCUUCCUCCUCAACUCGAAGGAGGCCUUUCUUCACAGGGUCACCGUCGACAACAGAUUAAUCCGCCUGUUCCCAGACGGGGAGCUCAUAUACGGCAUGAGAAUAACGUCCGUCCUUGCGUGUAAAAUGGACCUGAGGAAGUACCCGCUGGACGAGCAGACCUGCACACUGGAGCUGGAAAGCUACGGUUACACCAAAGAAGACCUGAUAUUCACGUGGAAGAACGGAAACAAAUCUAUCCACAACCUGGACAAAAUCGACCUGUCUCAAUUCUCGCUCGGUGAUCACAACACGAUGACCGCAGAGUCCGUCUACGAAACAGGUACCUACCCAAGACUUGUGCUGAGCUUCAAGCUGCACAGAAACGUGUUCUUCUUCCUGCUUCAGACCUACGUGCCGUCCAUCCUGCUCGUCAUCAGCUCCUGGGUGUCCUUCUGGAUCAACCACGAGGCGGUACCGGCCAGGGUAGCUCUGGGUAUCACCACCGUCCUGACCAUGACGACCUUCAUCACCAGCGCGCGGGCUUCUCUCCCCAGAAUCUCGUACAUCAAGGCCGUGGACGUCUAUCUGGUCAUGUGUUUCGUCUUCGUCUUCGCCGCGCUUCUGGAGUACGCCUUCGUCAACUUCGAGUCCACCACUUCCAAGCACCGAGCCAGGAAGAGGCUGAGAGCAAGAAAGAACAAAAAUAAAAAGCAGGAGGAGGUAAAGGUCCUGGGUGAGGCCAAGCCGCUGAAGGGAGCCCUGAAGACGGCCGUCACGGAGUCCAACAAGACGGAUGACGACUCGCCCACCUCCCCGGGGGUGGGGUCAACGGCCUCCAGCACGCGCAGAAGAGGCGCGGAGAGACAGCAGACCACGUUCUUCGACGUGGCGUCCAACGUCGUGUCCAACCUCCGCGAGAAACGGGCCGCCUUCAAAGUCGAGAUCAAGGACAUCAACGUCAUCGACAAGUACUCCCGAAUCAUCUUCCCGCUGUCUUUUGUACUGUUCAAUAUUUUCUAUUGGAUCACGUACACGUUCUGAUCGAUGGGGAUACUUGAUGAUGUGAUGAUGUUAUGUACUUGAUGAGAAAAUGUCUUCCGGCGGUACUUUGUAAAUGUAAAAAGGAAUGGAAUUUUGUGCCCUAUCUGUACUGUAUAUAUAUAUGUAUAAGCUGGUGUGAAACCUACUCUGUUUACACUGGUGUUGUCGAUAUAUAGUUGGCUAGCAGGCUGGCUAAGCAGAAUAAGUCUGUGUUCCUAUUGCAGACAGUUUGUGUGUUCUGGAAAUUUCAGUUUGAGACAGUGUCGUGUAAGGCACCACAAGUGUGGCUUAGUGGACGUGCCUCCAGUUGUAUCUAUAGACGUUCAAUAGUCCCCAACCAGUGUUCACCAGAGAUGCAUUAUUCUCAGGAUUCGGUCCAGUAUACAUGUACAAUAAAGGAAAAGUUUUAUUAGCCUUCGGGGCACGGACAAAUACAACAAGUGACAUGGAGUUAAACGCCCUCUGGCAAGAAGGUGGGGUAGUGCAUUGUACAUGAAAAAGACAUUAAAUUGGAAAUCGAUGUCGUAACAAGUUUGUGAGUUUGUGGAGUAUGAUCUAACAGCUUCAUAGGGAGCUACCACCCGUGAACAUAUGUUCCGAUACUUUGGUCAUGAUCCCAAACUUAGACAGAACCCUCUGUUUAUUGCUUGACGAUCUUGUUCUGGACAUGUAGUCAGCAGUGCCACACACCAUGACUCAUUGCAAAUGGAUGGGUGGGAAACAGUCAGCAGACGUGUCCGUAUUCCGGCUUGGUUUGUGAAUCAUCUUAGGUUUCAUUUCAGG